ACAGGAAGCCUCGUGACUUCUGUGUACUCUCAUAUUGUACAAUCUGAGCUGCCCUUUGGUCACAAGGGAGGAGAGGAACCAUGAGGUACUGCCACUUUCCAUUGGAAUCAGUGCCUGUCAUGGCUAGUGCUUUGGCACUCUUGCUCGCUACAAUGCCACCGACAGCACAAGCCGAAAUACAAGGCUGCAUACAAGCGCUGGCGAGACUAAACACUGCUCCGUACAACGCGUCUUUACCCUUUCUAAAUGGCGUUUCGGGUCACGUCAAUGUAGCAUAUCUCUACCAAAAACCAAUGUUUGCUGUCAUGCCAAAUGAAGCCAUGGGUAAUUUCGACCUUUGCCGACAUUCUGAGCUCUACACUUCCGGCUUGGUGAAAACCCACUACUGCGCUCUGUCUCACGAUAAGGCAGGUAUCUGCGUCCCCACCGAGUGUCGAGCGGAAGAUUUGCAUAACAAAGCAAUUCUGCAACCGGUGAUGAAUCUGGGUAUACAUGCGAGUACUGUCAUCCCCGAAGAAUGCGCCAUGAACUUACACCUGACGCAAGGGUGUGCUUAUUCUCGACAAGCAUUAGAGUAUUUCCACAGUCUCUACAAUUUGCUUGUGCUUCUUGGUAACGAUACUCCGCAAUCCACUGGCUCCGUCACUUGCACCACCCGCGCCCACACAGCGGAAGCAUCGGCAUACACAAUGCUUGGUUUCACUCUUCUUUUCGCGACAUUGGCCCUUCUCGGCGCGGCCUGGCAAUAUUUUCAUGCCGUCGCCCACCAUGGAGACAAGCGGGCACUAAUCUCCUCCUCUUCGGCUGUGCCUUCCUCCAAACCGUCCUCGUCAACUAAAUCCGAUAUAAAGCCAUCUGACGCCUCAUCAUUGCCAUCUCCCGGGUCUAAAGUCGUGGCGUUGACAGUCAAGGCAAGCCCGGGCCGCGAAGCAUCUGACUUACAAGAUAUCCCCUUAGAGGAAGUGAACGAGCAGCCGGAGGGUACGCCGCGGUCGCGAAAGAAUAACAACAAGAAGAAAGGCGUACUAAAGAGCAACAGCAGCAAUAGCAACAAACCCGCUGUCCUUGAUUCUGCCGCUGCUACCACAGCUAUGGUUGCGACUUCGACAAAACAACCAGAUAUGGUGGAAUUGAUGGCACAGGUAUUGAAGGUGCCUCCUUGCCCUAAGCCUAUUUCUGCAUUUUCUUUCGUGGACAAUUUGAAUGAAAUUUUCACUUUAAAGGCUCGAGGAGGGGAGUUUGCGAUUUUCGACGGCAUGAAAGCCAUUUCCGCGGCUUGGGUGGUUUUCUACCACGUGUUGCUGUGGCAAAUUUAUUUGGUGCAAAACCCAGAAUAUUUGGUGCCUCCAAAGGGGCUUUUGUCAAAGCUCUGGGCCGCGCCCUUUUUCAACUACUCGGGAACUUUAAGCGUCGACACAUUCUUCUUCAUCUCGGGCUUCCUGGCGUCAUACAUGCUAUUGGUAAAGCUCGACAAGGAGCACGCUAAAGGGCUGAGCAAACCUGCCUACAAAUGGAUUCCCUCCCUGUACCUUCAUCGAUGGUUGCGGAUUACACCGGCCUACAUGUUUGCUUUCUUUCUUCACUGGAAGAUCGCACCGCUUCUGGCUUACGGUACGUACUCCGCCUCACGUAGAAACCAAUAGGUCCUCUGGCCGCGACCGUGUGGGAAAACAAUAUCCGCCCUUGCAGGGGAGUCUGGUGGUCGCAUUUUCUGUACCUGAACGACAUUUACCCCUGGUGGAACCAGCGACUCGGAGAGGUUUGCUACGGGCACUCCUGGUACUUAGCCAAUGACAUGCAAUACUACCUCCUCGUUCCUUUCUUUUGCCUCUUAUACCGUUCCCCCCGAAUUAAUGGGAAAAAACUGGCCACGUACGCGGUAUGGGCAUGCUUGCUCACCUGCAUCAUUGUCUCGUGGACGCUCACUAUCAAGGACAAUUGGAGCCCCAACUCCUGGGACGGCGUGGACGGAGAUCACUACCGGGAGGAAGGCUUUUCCCGCCCAUGGACACGGUGCUCGUCCUACAUGAUUGGGGUCCUUUUUUCCUACAUGUGGUACGAGAAGAAGCAGGGGAAUCCGGACGGAAAAUUCCACACGUUCCAGGCCAACUUUUUGUGGGUGAGCGGCCUCGUGCUCCUUGCCGUAUCCAUGUACGGACCUCAUAGCGGUUCGGCUGGCGUCAUUCCCUGUGCCAUUGCCGCCCCGGGCACCCCAUGUGGGAGCAAUUGGAGCCCGUCGACCAGGGCAGCGAUUAUCGCAUUGCUACGUCCGACUUGGACUCUGGGGUUGGGUUGUUUGUCGGUGUUAUGCUGGAACAACCAAGGAGGUUUUAUUCAGAAAUUUUUGGCGGCUCCACUCUGGUUCCCCUUGAGUACCCUCAGCUUCUGUAUCUACCUGGUCCAUUAUACGGUGCUCACAUAUUACAUCAGCCAGCGGACCAUGCGAAUCCGUUUCGAGUUGUUUGGCUUUUUGAACGCAUACUUUGGUUUGAUGGCAAUCUCGUGUGGCCUGGCCCUUUUUGUUGUCCUGUUGGUGGAGAAGCCCUUCAUGAAGCUGCAGAAGUAUUUCUUGGAGAAGCCGGCGCCUGCCCGUAACAAUAACGGGGGUGGACCUGCCACAUCAGGACAGAAGGAAAAAGAAUGGACUCCGGCACACGAUGCAUCUCUUGACUCUCUCAAAGAGGCUGUUACACCUACUGGAACAGUUUUACAUUGUACUUGUGAUGAUCAUUAAUCAAAAUAUUGCCCUACAUCUCAGUGUUAUACCACGAAGUUGACACAUUUCAGGCGAGAGUCUUGACGUACCAUAAAGAAUCAGGUCAGCCGCCGGACCUCAUUAAAAAAAGAAAUUAAGGACGGAAAAAUACAAUAGAA
Molecule: messenger RNA, 2874 nt
Organism: Nannochloropsis gaditana CCMP526
Product: ring zinc finger-containing protein
Exons: 2
Coding region: 81-1643 (520 amino acids)
Molecular function (GO): acyltransferase activity, transferring groups other than amino-acyl groups
Source: RefSeq, a predicted model, not a curated record